AUGUCUUCCGCCGAAGCGUCCACCUCAGCCCCAGUCAUACUAUCUGUUGCCCCCUCGAGGAACGGCAGAACACCAGGCAAGGCCCACAAGUCUGACAAGAGCGCCGUCCGACGAUCCUACAUCAGCCCCUCCAUCAAGACACCUUUCGACAAGCGCAAGGAGAAGGAGGCUGCUAUCAACGCCAACAAGACGCUCGAGAAGGAGUUGAAGGACGAGAAGGAAGCUGAGCGCCAAAGGAAAGUGAACAUCAUCAAGGAGCGCAGAGUAAAGAAGGAGGAGCGAGAAAGGGAAGCGGAGAUGAGGGCGAGGAUGUCGGCCAAGAAGCUCCAGAGGAUGAAGAAGAGACAAGGCAGAUCAGCGAAAAUCAACGGAUAA
Molecule: messenger RNA, 375 nt
Organism: Cryptococcus wingfieldii CBS 7118
Lineage: Eukaryota; Fungi; Basidiomycota; Tremellomycetes; Tremellales; Cryptococcaceae
Product: rRNA-processing protein CGR1
Exons: 3
Coding region: 1-375 (124 amino acids)
Source: RefSeq, a predicted model, not a curated record